GAUCAGGCGGGGUCCUUGGCUGUCUCGUGUACUCGGGCUCAACUCGAGCUAAAGUUUUCUCUCUCCCUGUUAAAGCAAACAUCUCAUACUCAUUACCAGCGUUACUGGUCGCACCACUUUGGCGACAAUGGCCACUGUGGGGCCGUUUGCUUGUGUAUUGUCGGUGUUUUUUGUCGUCCUUUCAGAGAGAUUUUCGGUGCUGGCCGGUUUCUCGCAGUCUUUGGACAGCGACUUCACGUUCACUCUGCCCGCCGGUCGCAAGGAAUGUUUCUACCAGACUAUGAAGAAAGGUGGCUCGCUGGAAAUAGAAUAUCAGGUCUUAGAUGGCCCAGGUUUGGACGUUAAUUUCGACAUCUCCUCUCCAACUGGCCAGCUAUUGUACAUUGACCAUCACAAGUCGGACGGAAUGCACACUGUGGAGACGGAGGACGGAGACUACGCGUUCUGCUUCAGCAGCGACUCGGAGAAGCUCGUUUUCUUCGAGCUCAUUCUGGACAACAUGGAGGCCGACGAGGAGCCGGAUAACUGGAAGGAGUACAUUCACGGCACGGACAUAUUGGACAUGAAGCUGGAGGACAUCAUGGACACCAUCACAAGUGUGAAGUCGCGGCUGGGCAAGAGCAUACACAUCCAGACGGCGCUGCGUGCCUUCGAAGCCCGCGACCGCAACCUGCAGGAGAGCAACUUCGACAGGGUCAACUUUUGGUCGAUGGUCAACCUGGUGGUCAUGGUGGUGGUGUCAGGUGUGCAGGUCUACAUGGUGCGCUCACUGUUCUAGGACUAAGGGAAAAUGCACACAUAAACUGUAUAAGUGGAGAAAUUAUGAGGGGGAUAUUUCAAAAACACAAUUAUUAAGUCUCGGAUUUAUUUCUGCUUUUUCAGUCCACUGGAUAUUGAAGCUGUGUUGUCUUUUUCAAAAUCAUUGCUGAAUGUUUUUAAUACUGAAUGGACUCGCCAGCUUUUACCUAACAGGUGUCAUACUGUCAACAGUUUGCGUAGAACUCCAAGUUUUGUUAAAGGGACAGACAACACUUCUAUCAUGUGCAUCCCAGCCGAAAGAAUCUUGUUUCAUUCUUUAAAAAUCAAUAUUUUAUUUUUCUGAUGUGUAAUCAGGGAGAAAAUUGUAAACAAAACCAAGUAUUUCCAGGAAGUGGCCGUCCUUAGUGCAGGCAAACAUUUGAUCAAUGCCGGUUGUAUUUUAGCCAAUUAAAUGUGAAUAUCCCAGAUUGUCCAGCCGUUCUCGUUACAUCAUUAAUACCCACUGUCCUAUGCACAUGUGCCCAAUUCUAUCAACGUGGAUGUGCAUGGGUUUAACUGAAAUCACAAAAUUGCUUUUCUCAUAAGCAGUGUCUUUUGUUUAACAUUUUUCUCCAUUAUAAGAGGUUUAAGAAAUACUCUAAUUGCAUACUUACUUUUACAUGAAAAUAAUUUAUAGUAGGUGUUGUCUGUGCCUUUAAUCUGCAAAUAUGCAAUUGGGCACUCACCCGCAUACUCUUAUGUUCGUACACGCACACAUACUUGUCUUCCUUUUAGGUAAGUCGUAUUUUUGAAACGUCAUGUUUAUUUGCUGCCUAGUUUCAUAUCUAUCCAGUGUUAUUUUUAAGUGAUUUUCUGAAUCUAGGUAUGCAGUGCAGAGAAUGGAUGGAUAAUUUACCACUAAGUGAAUUGCCUGUUACAAUCAUAAGUUAUGUAUGGAGUUUACUGAGCAGGACUUGACUCAAGUUGUGUCUAAAGUGUGAGAUAUUUACUUGUAAAUGUGUAAAUUAAUAAAUGAUUU
Corythoichthys intestinalis (scribbled pipefish) is the source of this 1777-nucleotide messenger RNA. RefSeq names its product transmembrane p24 trafficking protein 5 (gene tmed5). Gene Ontology annotation, biological process: intracellular protein transport; Golgi organization; endoplasmic reticulum to Golgi vesicle-mediated transport. Lineage: Eukaryota; Metazoa; Chordata; Actinopteri; Syngnathiformes; Syngnathidae. Gene Ontology annotation, cellular component: COPII-coated ER to Golgi transport vesicle; endoplasmic reticulum; Golgi apparatus. The record is from RefSeq and is a predicted model, not a curated record. The coding region runs from base 128 to 778 and encodes 216 amino acids. The transcript has 4 exons.